Cynara cardunculus var. scolymus (artichoke) is the source of this 1209-nucleotide messenger RNA. RefSeq names its product GRF1-interacting factor 1-like. Gene Ontology annotation, cellular component: nucleus. Gene Ontology annotation, biological process: positive regulation of transcription by RNA polymerase II; leaf development; cell population proliferation. The transcript has 4 exons. The record is from RefSeq and is a predicted model, not a curated record. Gene Ontology annotation, molecular function: transcription coactivator activity. Bases 398 to 1036 code for a protein of 212 amino acids. NCBI's taxonomy places the organism in Eukaryota, Viridiplantae, Streptophyta, Magnoliopsida, Asterales, Asteraceae.
AAAGAGAGUAGUACACUGAGAAAAGCCUGUUGCUUUUUUGUUUUCUUUGAUCAAUCUUCUGCUAUCCAUCCAUCCAUCCAUCUAUCUAUCAGCCUUUAAUAUCUGUGCUCUUGGGGUUCAAAGAAAGCUCGUUUAAUUUCGUCAAACACAAGAACACAGAGAGAAAAAGAAAGAAAAGGGUUUCCUGUGGAGCCCUAUUCAUUUCCCCUUUGCACUUUGCUGUAGUCUUCCCUUCUUUCUCACUAUCUAUCCCCCUUCUACAGUCAGAUACAAAACACACACCCACAUAUACUUGCACAUUAUAUAUAUAUAUAUAUACACAGAGAGAGAAACACACUCACAGGCUAUAGCAGUGGGAGUAUAGUAGAAGUUAGUAUAAAAAGAGAGAAAAUAUAUAAUGCAGCAGCACCUGAUGCAGAUGCAGCCCAUGAUGGCAGCCUAUUAUCCCACUAACAGCGUUACUACUGAUCACAUUCAACAGUACCUUGAUGAGAACAAAUCUCUGAUUCUGAAAAUAGUGGAGAGUCAAAACACGGGGAAAAUAACCGAAUGUGCAGAAAAUCAGGCGAAGCUUCAGAGGAACCUUAUGUACCUUGCUGCUAUUGCUGAUUCUCAACCGCAGGCACCUGCAACUCAUUCUCAGUACCAGCUCGGUGGGAUGAUGCAGCCGGGUGGUCAUUACAUGCAGCAACACCAACAAGUUCAACAAAUGUCGCCACAAGCACUUAUGGCUGCACGUUCAUCCAUGCUCUACAGCCAGCAGCAGUACUCCUCGUUACAGCAGCAGGCCGCCAUGCACAGCCAGCUAGGGAUGAACUCUGGUAGCGGUGGUGGAAGCAGCGGACUUCACAUGUUACAAAGCGACAGCACCAGUGCCGCUGGCGCCAGUGGUGUUGGACACCUAGGCAUAGGAGGGUUUCCUGACUUUGCCCGUAAGCAAGAUAUCGGACUCUCGGGGUCUACUGCCGAAGAACGUGGUGGUGGCGAUGGUGGCGGCGAGACGCAUUACCUGAAAUCUGCUGAUGAAGGUAACUGAUGUUUUACAUGGUGUUUUAGAGCAUAUUAUAUGAAAGUCUCUUAGAUUUUAGUUUCAGAAGUAGGCGAUGAUGAUCAGAAGAGUAGAGAUCUGGAAAAAUAACUUGUUGAACAGCUUAUAAAUGGAUUUCAGUGUCGGUAAUCGCUUGAAACUCGAUCUUGGUGUUUUUAUGU